GUUUACUUCAAGUUUCUUAGCAACAAAGAACAACAAAGUGCGUUGAAUACCAAAGGCUGGAGCUGGAGGCUGUUUUCUGAGGUAAAGUGGUUCUCCGUUGGUAUUUUAGCGUUAAAUGUAAAAAGGGAAAAAACAAUACUUGUUGAAUUUCAAAUGGAUGAUCUUCUUUAGGCUCUUAGAACAUGAGAAGUUUGAGCUGUCUCUGUCUCUCUCCUUGUUAAGUUUUAGUCUCUUUGGCUUGUGUGGCCACAACUCUCAGCUCCUGUAUUUCUAUCACUUCACCUAACAGUUUCUCUUCUAAUCCUACAGGUUUAGAGAGCUUCAGCUGCUUCCAAGACAUGCCUGUAACGCCAAGUCUGGACUCUCAGGGGACAGCAGGAGAGAGGAAUCAUGCUCAAACCAAUUGCACACCAUUCAGCGCUGAGUUUACCAAAAGACUGACGACAAGCAGUCCACGCUUUGGCGCCUUGAGUCAUCACUCCUUCUUCUCCCGGCAUAACCCUCACCCACACAGGGUGAGGCAUAUUCAAGGUAAGCAGCAGCCUGCUGUGCGAGAUAUUAUUUCUCGAGCGCUUCAUAAACUCCAACUUUGUUCUUUGCGCUGCGAGUUGUUUAGACAGUUGAUUAAAUUUGCGUUCUUAAUAACCGUGUUUGCUUGUUUGGUCAUAACCUUUUCCUCUAAUAGCAGUUCAUUGCAAUUUAAAUCUUGUUUUAUUCUUUAAGUAGUUUGUUUUUUAAAUGCUAUGUUUUAUGAGAGUCGUGCUUAACUGUUAACAUUUGAAAUGAUGUUUCAGAGUAAUUUCCUUUUUCAUUUCAAGAAAUCAACACUUUGUAUACUUUCUACAACAAAAAUCUGUAAUGCUCAAUUACACUAAGAUUGCAGGACAUAUUUAUAACUACGGUGUGGCCAUAGACGGGUUUAACAACACUCCUCAUGUUCUCAUAUUCUUUUCUUUUAUUAACUUAAUUUAAAGUUAAUCAAGUGUAUAAUAACUGAUAUUCAGAGUUAAACACACACCUUCGUAGUGGGCUUUCUUUCUUCCUUUUGUUCUUUUUAUCUUUCUUUCUUUCUUUCUUUCUUUCAUUCUUUUUAUCUUUCUUUCUUUCUUUUGUUCUUUUUAUAUUUCUUUCUGUCUUUCUUUCUUAUUUUCUUUCUUUUUUCUUUCAUUCUUUUUAUCUUUCUUUCUUUCUUAUUUUCUUUCUUUCUUUUUUCUUUCAUUCUUUUUAUCUUUCUUUCUUUCUUUCUUUCUUUCUUUCUUUCUUUCUUUCUUUCUUUCUUUCUUUCUUCAGAAAACACUUUCUCAGUAGGAAUGAGAAGAUAUUCACACAUCUUUUGCAUCGUUUGAUGAAGUUUCUGAAAUAUCAAAUCUGCCUUUUCCUCCAUAUGUUUAAAUAUUUACGGACUAACACUUUCCCAACAUAUCUUUCCCUGGACACCUGAAGCAAACACAGCUUUUUUCCUUUUUUAAAUUUAUUUAUUAUUUCCCCCCUGUCAAGCGUACAUAACUUUGAUAUCCAGUUUUUAUGAGGAGCUUACAGGUUUAGCCUCCCCCUUCUAACCGUGCCCCCUCUCCAGGAGCGUUUUUAGCAGACUGGGCCUUUGAGAAAACCAGACGAACCUCAUCAGAAUCUCGUCAGGCAACUAUUUGAUCCACCUGCAGGGAGACAGACAUCAAAAGGGGAAAAGCUCAUGCUGUAGAUCAGGGAAAACAUGCACCUACGUCAGUUCUUGGUCCAAUUCUUUAGUGCAGCUCUCAAAAACGCCUUCAAACGGGCAGAAAGCUGGAGCUGAAUCAAAUUGUUAGGGGCAGCCAUCUGCUGGAUGGGCCUAAGAAACGAAGCAGAGGGAAAUGCUCUUUUUAGCUGUGCAGAUUCACACACAACUUUUUGGUCACCAGUCAGAUUUUGAAAUUCGGCCAAAAUAUCAGCCAGAUCAUGUGUCAUUUUGGGGCUCAAGGGGGGCAACUGCAGUCCAAUCAGCUGCUCCCUUAAUUAAUUUCUGGCUAGUCAGAAAGUUAGGUCUGCUAAUUGCAACAUCCUGGCAAAGUGAGAAGAUUUCUAACAAGUUGAUUCUCAAACUUCAUGUAUGUUUUUUCCCUGGUUGCCUGUGUUAGAAAUAAGUGAUGACAUCUGCAAGCACCAUGGCAACACUCAAGAACUGAAAUACACACAUAUAUAUAUAUAUAGACAUUCAUCAGCUAUGACAAUGCAAUGCAACAGGCCUAUUGUGAAUUAUACUUUUAAAAGAUUCUCUAUUUGUAGUUUUUAUGAACAUAUUCAAGGAUUGAUAAUUGUACUUUAUAGUUAAUGAUGAAGUUAUAUUCUCUGAUUUCAGCCUCCGUGAGUGGAAAUUUUUCAUCAAGGACACUUAAUAGACAAUUAUCAAAGCUCUGUUUAGCUCUAAGGUUGUGCUGGACAGUCGGAGUAUACAGUGUGAGGAAAAAAAAUCACAAGUUUUGGGAGUGUGUGUCAUAUAAUUCACUCGUAAAGUGUGAGCUCACCUAGAUAACAUUAUAGAGUGUGUCCAGCUUCAUUUUUAGCUUUUGCACUGCAGCUCACAUUGCUCAGGGACCAGCUCAGGAAUGUGCUCUUUGAAUUUUUUAUGCUUUGUGGAGGUAUUGUGUGUGAUUCAUUUGUUCAGAUGCCAUUUAAAAUGUCACGAGGAUAAAGGAUAGAUCACUCACUCAUGUACACAAACUGUAGUUGUACUCUCAUUCCUGGCAGGAUUUGGUGCAUCUGAUUCUGUCUAUCUAAAACUGAUUUGCCGUUACAAGCACAAAAACAGUCUUAGGAAAUUACCCUGAGGGUAUAAAUAAAGAUUACACAUAAUGAUUUUUUAUGACAGAUGCAUUCAUCUGUGAAUAAAGUCUUCCAGGGACAUGCUGAAUAAUAAUUACCUCUUUUCUGACUUGUUAAUAAUGACUCAAGGGGAUCAUUUUCAGAGCUGAUUGCAUGUUAAGUAAUACUUUGAGUCAAGUGCGGCUUUGCUUUCAAAAUAAGGUCAUUAUAGAGAUGCUUGUUCAGAUAUUAGAGUGGAAGCAACCACUCUGAAGAGAGCGUAACGUCUCAAAUUUGCAGGAAUGUUUCAUGAGGUUUGGUUGUACGCAGACCGGCACACGUGUAAUGUGAGGGAAACUCUUGCAAUCCCUCUCUGAGAUAACAAUCUGAGCCCGUCAGUUGGGAAAUAAAGCACUGGUAGAGGAUGCAUUUCGGCGAUUUUAGCUUGUUUCAUGGCUGCAGGCUGCUCAGUUCUCUCUCAAUACUAGACCAGUUUUAGAGAUUGGUUUCCCCUUCAGGUUAGAGAAAAUCAAAGUUCCCCUUUAGCUUUAAUCUCUGCAGGAAUUUUCACCUUAUGUCUUUGGGGCUUUUACAUCAUGUUGUCCAUUUUUGAAGCCCCUCACCUCUUUAAAAUCUCUCAAGUUUUGGGUGUGUGUUCAUCUCUGAGACUCAUCCGUGUCUUUUCCCACAGGACUCAAUGGUCACCCUGUUUGCAUGGUGCGAGACGACUGGUACGUCACCUCGUCCUUGUUUCCCCAUCCACUUCUCAAGAGUCAGGUCUUCAGAAAAGCAGCCGACCCACUUGCUGCUUUCCCGCUGGCCAAGAACCUUUAUGGAACCGGUAGCAAUAAAAACAGAUCAGGUUUGUUACACCCCCACACAGGAAGCAGAUUCUUUUAUCACCUCUUUGAGGUAAAGUCUGAUGGAGAGAAACAUGACAUUUUUCCUCUGUAUUUCACAGCACUUUUUUCAGAAGCGUGGAAAGAUGAAUUAAAAGACCUUGCUGCAAAAGUCUCUUUGGCCUCUCAGGCACAAAAAGAUAAGAAAGAGGUAAAUGUCUGACUGCAAAUGUCUCAAUUCUAAAUAUUUAAAAUGUUUGAUUAUUUUCACAAAGCUUUAAAUCAAGGCUGAAGCUGUGAUUAAAAUCUACCUGUGAGGCAUAAACCUGAGAAAAAAUGCCAAAUCGAUUUUAGGAGCGUUUUUACCUGCGGCAUCAACCUAAUGUCUGAGCCACUUUGGACCUGAAUUGCAUAUUACUGGCUUCACAUAAAGCUCUUACAAGUUACGAAAAUUAUUCAUUUGUAGGUCCUGUUAUGUAUGCAUGCAUCCUUUAUUAGCUUUGACACAUUUCUCAUAGGAAAUAAAGCAGUCAUGGUCAAUCACAGAGCUGACAUGUUUCCCCUUACAGCACAUUUAGAGGCACUAAUAAGCCCAACUGGCUUGUCUCUGUGGGGCUGAAGGAAGCUAUAUCACUGGUACAGAAGCUAUUAAGGCAGAGAUUAUGCAACUCCACACAGUUUGACCUUCUCAGCCCACCGCUGUGGCUGCUUUGUACUUGAGGCUAAUUAAUACACAGACCGCAUAAUGAUCUGUGUGAGUCCUUUUCAAAAUUAGCAUAGAAGUUCAUUUUUACCCUGAUAUUCUCCAUGAGAAAAAUGAGACGAUCACUCUGCCUCAUUGACCAAAACAAAAUAUUUAGAUUAUUACAAUUAAUUUCAGGAACAACCAGAAGGAGAAGUAGUCCGUCGACAGACUCAAUACUCAGCUGAAACAGGAAGGAUCAUCCCGCCAUCCUCCAAGUCUUACCAACGCAGAUCCCAUUCCCAGCGUCUGAUGUAUCCCCAGCCCCUCCAGGAUCAGGAGCUCAUGGUGACACCCACAUAUUCUUAUUUCUACUUCUACCACAGUUAAUAAAUGAGUCAUGUGGGAGAUCAAAAUAUAGAGCAAGCUUUGUGAUCAUAGACUGUAUAUACUAUGGACAACGUGGUUCGCCUUCCGCCAGUAUAUGGAUUUGAAGCGAAAUUGCUCUCGGAGGCAGAUGGCGUCCAUUCUAUAUACAGUCUAUGUUUGUAAUAUAUCCUCUCAGAUGAUGGUUGGUGGUAGAUCAGAGGGAGCAGUUCGACUUGUCAAAGUCUGCACUGUAUUUGCACUUUUGGAAAUGAUCCCCACCUUGGUUUUUACAGGUUAACCAUGACAUGAUUUUUCUGCUCUUUUGGCAGGUGUUGGAGCUGCUGUGUCAGAUCCUGCAGACUGAUUCUCUAUCGGCAGUCCAGCAGUGGCUUCUGCUUGCAGGCCAAAGAGGUACAAAGAUUUCCUUCUGUAUAUAUUGAGGGAAUUUCAGGGUUGAGCUUGAUUAGCUUUCAUAUUUGUUAGAACAGCACACAGGUUUUGUCAGCUGCUACAGUGAUUUUCUCUCAAAUGCUCCUGUACCUUUGUUUUCCACUUGUUAAUCAUGAUUUGAGCAUCAAGUGGUUUCGCUCCUACUGCCAUCAGAGCACAUGUUGCCAUGUUUAUUCUGUAACAUGUGCAUUGAUGCGCAUAUUUGCAAUAUGUUUGUGACUUUCAGUUUUUGAGCAUUGCUCUGAUUGCACAUUAUAUCACUGGAAUCUAAUCCAUGCAGCCCCAUAUACAAUCUACUAUUAUCUAAUCUUUGUUUUGACACCUCUCAAUCAGAACCAGUACUUACUUUUACAGCAAUCUGAACUCUAUUAUCCUCUAUUGGAUCAGACAUAUGAGCCAGCCUACCUUCCCCACGCGCAUCAGCGAGCAUUGGUCACCUUUGACCUCGUCUCUGAUUCUCUGGUUUUCCACCCUUGGAUCACUUUUGGUGUGCAGAACGAGAACACCCCGCAAGAGCUGCAGUUUUGGACACGCUCCGACUCAAUCGUUCAUUCAGUUCAGCUCACAGUGUCGCACUUUAUCAUGUUUUUUUUUUUUGCUUCCCACACAUCAACCUUGAGGACAAAAUGUUCACCUCGCGCUCAUUUAAUUUUCAAAAAUUGCUUUUAAAUUGCACCGCUCGACCCACCAAGUGUAUUACGAUCAACUUGAUCUUUCAUGAGGGUUAAUGGCUUGUCAACCUUUUUCCGUCACACUAAAAGGACUGAUACAGUAAUUUAAUUAACCGCUCAACGAACAUGAUCACUUCUGGUGGUAUUCUGCACCGCUGAUUGAAAAAACUAAAAAAGAUGAACUCUUUUCUGUCAUCGGUGUGAUAUGGUUUAUACUCUCAGAGAAAGACCUGGUGAUGCGGAUGUUGAAACAGGCUCUGGAUGGGGUUGACCUCUCAGGCCAUCAGCAGCAGGUGUACAGGCCGCCCUUUGACCACUCAUGGAGGAGACCACAAAGAACCAGGUCUGUUGUCUUGAAUCGUUAUUGUCUUUUUGCUCAAAAAUACAACAAAUUCUCUCUAUUGAAUGUUUCUCAUCCACCUCUGUAGCACACAUAAAGUGAGUCAAGUUUCCAGCGCUGACAAACCAGGUAUGUAUCCUUCUCUUACACUCUCUUGUCUUUUAGCUUUUUAUUUACCCAAAGAGUAUCUGACCUUCCUUCUGUUCAGCUUUUGUCUUCGAAUUUCUGGUUCAAAAUGAAAAGAGUUUAAACUCAUGCCGCCUGCCAAAGAAUGCUUCGUGUUUUUUUUUUUUGUAUUUAAGUCUGACCAAACAUCCAAAUCAUCGUUUUAUCGAGCACUACACAUAGCUUAACGUUUCCAAGCUUUAAGCCAAGGGAACAAGAAUGUCAAGGUCAUUGACAGACCAAUUUCUAACUGCGUUUAUUCUGUGAUGAAAUUAUACUAAAAGCUAGUGCAGAGGACUCGGCCGAAGCACGUUGCAAAUUGCAGGAUGGCAUUAUCCAUUUAUCUGUGGGUUUACAUGAGUUGGAAAGUUUAAACAUGAUGAACUGUUUGUUUUUGAUCAUGUCCUGAUAUUUUUCAUUAUUAAGAUAGCCCUGACUAGCACCAGACUGAUUCUACCUCUAUAAUAAAAAAAGAGGGAAAAUCUGUAUGAGCCUUAACAAUCCUGUUCACCUUCAAUAUUAGAAAAAAAGAUGGCCUCAAAAAUUUGUAUGAAUGUUUGGGGCAUUGUCAUGGUGCAGGGUUAAACAAAGGAGAAAAGGACCAAAAUGCAGAACUUAUUAAAGCAAAAUCAAAUGAGGAAAACUCUGGAAAAUUUCCAAGAAAAAUCCAAAGAAACAAAAACGCACAAGGAAAAAUCACAACAAGGGAUAUGACACCAACAGAGACAUACAGACAAUGAACUGAUAAGAACAGAGGUGAAGACAGAGACUAUAUACACACGGGUUAACGAGCAACAGGUGAGGCUAACGAGACACAGGUGAAACUCAAGGUGAUUAACGAGGGACGGAAAACUAGGGAAGUAAAACCAGACUAGAAACACAAGGAGAACUACAAAAUAAAACAGCAAACACUGAGAACUGAUCUAACAAAACACUGAGAACAGGAGGAAAACAGGUUCAGACACAAACUGAAAACUCACAAUACUGGAUCACAGGGGAACAGAAACACUAGUGGAAAUACUCAGAAGAUACACUCAAAUAACAAAACCAGGAAAAAAUAAAACAAGAAUCAACCAUGACAGGUAUUUAGCUGUGUGAUAGGGCUGUCGAUACAUCCCAUUAUUGACCAUAACUGUUUUUAUUUAAAUAUUAAUUAUUGAUGAUGUGAUAAAUUUAAGGAAAUGGUCAUAGUCAAAGUUCACUGAUUGCUACAUGCUGUGAAAUAGAGGACAGGUGUGAACUAGCUUAGAGCAACUCUCUGAGAAAUUAUCAGACAAAACUGUAAUUCUGUGAUUUUGUUCAGAGCUUGUGCCUCUGAUUAAUUAAACGUUCAUACUUUCUUAUCCUUCUGUUAACUGUUUUCAUUCAGUCCUAUUUUUUUGCAUCUACCUGAGGUCACUUGAGUUUCAAAAUAAAAGCAGUUUUACGAUGUAGAAAACAAAGCAACUUAAAUGCAGGACGAAUAAAAUAUCAAAGUAAAAGCAUGAAAAAAAAAUAGUUUUACAAUAUGAGGUAAUAUUUUCUCUAAAGAUGUUUAAGUUACACAGUAAUGUGGAUAAAUAAAAAGAUUUUAACAAAAUUUAAAAAAUUAUAAAAUGCGCUAACUGUCUAUUAGUAAAAUUUAUGGACUUGUAAAAAUGAUGCUCCACCCUUGUCUUGCCUUUUCUCAGUUUUACUUCCUGUAACAUCAAACUUUCACCUCAUGAUUAUUAUGAUAUUCUAUGACCAUAAUAAUCAUGAGGUGAAAGUUUGAUGUUGUGACGGCCCUAGCUGAGAGAUCUUUAUAUUGUUAGUGUAAUUCUUCUGGUUGGGAUAUUAUUUUAUUCUCUGACUUCUUCAGGUUUUGGGUUCUUGCUUUGUUCCUUGAAUAUUUUUGCAUGUAUGUCAAAGUAAACUCGUGUUAUUAAAGGUGUUAUAUGAAUAAAUAACAAUCAAUAUUAUGAUUAAAUGAUGGAAAUGAAUAUUUUAUGGUAACACUCACUCUCAACUCUCCUCUGCAGAAAGGAUUGGAGACGCAGAGGUCCUUACGGUCCACACGGAGGCUUCCCACCAAUCUCAAGAUGGACCCCUUGAGCACACAGAGAGCGUGUAGAGCUCCCUGAUUCUCAUUAUGGAGACAUUGCUGUUUCUCUGAUUGCCUUUCUUACCAUCCUCGUGACAAAUGCUUGUAAUAUCAAAAGGUCUCUGUUUUAGAAUGAUGUAGAUGUUUGUAAUGGCUGUAGAGGAUUCUCAGAGCUCAGGUCAAUUAGUCAUAAUGAGGAGAGAGUCCUUGAGAUGUAAUUUGCCCUUCGAUUACAUAAUACACUGUGUUAGAGUAAAUGGUGUUAUGUUGUUUGUGUCACCUGUCUUACAGGUGCGUUUUUGAUACUGAACUAUGGUGUGUGUAAAAACACUGUUUUGGGUUUAAGGGCUUAAUGAGGCAAGAAAAAAAAUCAUUUGAAAAGAAGAGUAAUUGACUUUUCAUUGAGUGUUUUGAUUAACCUUCCUCCUGUGUUAGCUUUUACUACGCACCCACCAUGCUAAGGGUCGGUUUUGACCCAUGUCUUAAAUCAGCUGUAAAUUACACUAUAAACAAUUCUCUAUCAUCCAGUUUGGUUCUCAUCUCUCGGUUACCUUGUCAGGCUUCAUUAUC
This is a messenger RNA of Xyrichtys novacula (pearly razorfish), 8926 nucleotides long. The record is from the annotation of a GenBank genome assembly. NCBI's taxonomy places the organism in Eukaryota, Metazoa, Chordata, Actinopteri, Labriformes, Labridae.